GUAUUCCUUGAAUUGCAUUUCGAAAAAGCUACGGACUGUUUAACGAAAAGAUAAUCCUUGUCGUUAUUUCUCUGGAACAAAUCUGGCUGCGCCACUUGUUACGCUUACGACCAAUAGGAUUUAACUAAAUAGUUUACGUUUAAACUUUAACACUAAGGUAGCUGGCUGCAGUUCAUACAUACAGUUUAUGGUCUUGUUUAUUAGCCGACGCUCUCAGAAGUUCAACGAAUGCCAUGCGGAUUCCCAUCGAAAAGUAUUGUUUUACAGAGGGAAAUCAGAGAAUGGCGCCUCUGACACUGGAAGUAAAGUAUCUCUCUGUGUAAUACUUAUAUGGUAUUUUUCAUUUCAAUCUACUUCAUGGAUGAAUGUGCAUGCUCUGUUCCAUAAUCAAUUGACGUGUGGACCUCCGGGGGCUGGCAGAGAACCUGGAUGACUGGAGAGUUGGCACUAUGCUGAGCCUCGCAGUACAGUAAACCCAGACUCAUGCUUUUGUUUAUAGACUUUCACCUGAACAACGUUUUGGAUGCAUCUUUCAACAAUGUUGCGACUGGCCUGUAAACAAAUAAAGCGGGCAUGCGGUAGGCCCAAUUUAUGUUUCCGAAAACUCAAGAAGUCCUGGAUACAUUGAAUACGAUUUUUGUCAAAGGAAUAACCAGCGCCAGGUGCACGUUCACAAAGUAACUGUUCCGGCACCCGAAUUGCUGCACUCUUUUGUUUCAAGUUUGUUAUAGUAGGCCUAGAUGGAGUUUUGGCUGACUAAUUUUAGUCUUGCCAUUUUAUUAUUUUUAGGCCUAAUUACUAUCAACAAAAUAAUACAUAUUUUAAAUUUGUGAGUCGGUGUUAAAAUGGUUGAAAAUCGGUGCUCCGUUCAAAGGGAAGGGGUCUACCACUGGUUCUCGAUAUUGAACUCGGCCCAGAGAGCCGAGUUCCUUUGUGGGCUUUUGGACCUCUGUGUUCCAAUCGAACUACGCUUCCUCGGGUCAUGCUUGGAAGACUUAGCCCGCAAGGACUAUCACUCCCUCAGGGACGCCGAGAUCAAAGCCAACAACCCUGCUGACCUCUCGAACCUUACCAACAUCACCGACGACGUCGUGAGGAGCAAGCUGCUUAUCUCCCUCGCACUUCUCAACUCCGACAACCGAGAUGCGGCGGGUGUUCUCUUCCGAACGCUCACGCACAUCGACAGCGUCAUCAACAACUAUGGCCUGCAGCUCAACGAUGGACGAACGGGGGAGCAGUUCCUUCUCCUAUUCACCAUGGCAUCCAAUCAUCCGGCGUUCAGCUUUCACCAGAAACAGGUGCUAAGACAGGAGCUGACCCAGAUCCAAGAGAUCCUGCAGGUCACCUGUGGAAAGCAGCAGGCCGGGACUGGCGCGCUGGCCACCCUGUCUCCCGCCACUAGCAUCCCUACCUACAUCACUGCGCCCACCCUCAACUCCAGUCAGACUGGGUGUCCAUGUUGUCAUAAGACACUGCACCGAGAGGACGGGGCAGAGCGAGUGGACGAGGGGAUUGGUCCAGAACCCAUGCCUCACAUGACAUCUCUCUCAUGCAAGGAGCUGCCAGUCAAGGUGCAUGUUGGGAAACCGAGCAAAGUGAACAUAGAGAGGAUAGAGCUGAGUGGAGUGACUCACAAGGGGGAGAAACCAAGUGAAUAUAUGCUAGAGGUCACAUGGUCAGACUCCUCUGUUUCCACUGUGAGCAGGACUCACCAGGAGGUGCUGAACUUCCUCUCCCAGGUCUCCCAGCUUUUCCCUGAUGAAGGUCGAGAGAAGUUCCUGCUUCAGUCUCUUGGCCUUGAUCAGACCUCUGAGCUGGACCCCAGGUGCCUGACGGUUCUUCCAGCCCACAUUCUCAAACACUACCAAGCCGAACUCUUCUUCAGCACUGCCACCAUCGCCCUCUCUCCCCCUCCCACUUCAAGUCUUGGGUGCUUGUUUCAAUACAGAGGAGCAAACAGGGCUUUAUGUGGUGUAGCCAGCAUCCAGACAGUCAUGAGCGUUGACAACUCCAUUCAGACUCGCUCUCCUACCCAGCUGCCCCCCCAGGGCACUGUGCCCAUCCUUCCUCCCGGUGGGGUGGGGGUAGCAGGGGGGGAUAAUGCACUCCCUCCCGGCCACCUCCAGAACCCUGGUCCUCCACUGCAGAGCAGCCCAGAACAGAAUGGCAUCCUGGACUGGCUGAGGAAACUCCGCCUGCACAAGUACUAUCCAGUGUUCAAGCAGUUGACCAUGGAGGAGUUCCUUGGACUCACAGAGGAGGAUCUGAACAAGUAUGACCUCACCCAGGGAGCCAAGAAGAAGCUGAAGACGCAGCUGGAACUGCAGAAGGAGAAGAUGGAGAAGAGGUAUAUGUUGUCCCAGUUCCCUGUGUCCUGCAGUGGCAUCGCCAGGGUUACUCCAUCCAGCCACAUAGGCCCAGUGGCACACGUCUACUCAAGUAGCAACACAGAGCUGUGUGUGGAGGUAGAGACAGGCGUGCACCCUCUCACCCGGGACAGCAGCUCCUCUUCAGGGUAUUCCAGCGCCCCCUCCAGCCCCAUGACCCCUCACUCUCUGUCUUUGUCCCGGGAAGGUGCCUUCAACAGGGCCAAGGAGCCACACAGACGGAUGGAGUCAGGACUAGAACAAGGAGAGAAGGACAGGACUUACGUUCUCCUAAACCCCACCGUUACAACAGGGCCUAGUCGGCCCACUGCUCAGGUUCUGCCUGUGCAGAAUGAUCCUACUCCCUGCCCCUCCCACAUGAGCCUUCCUCCUCCCUCCCUAAGCCUACAGUCACCAGGACGCAUCCUGGGUUCCCCCUGUAAGCCCCGGCUACCUCCCUUCUGCCCUGAUGAGCGGGCCAAGCCCCUGGGUUCAGGUGUGGCUGUUGGGGUGCGACUGGAGAGAGUGUUCCCUGGCCUGAGUGUGGACAGUAUGGGGUCCCCUCCCCUUCGCCAGGACUCUGCUGGUCCCCGGGGGCCCUCCGGGGUCACUGUGCUGCGCUCCCCUCCAGUCUUGAUGGUGGACACCAGCUCCGCCCUCACCACAACCUCCAACACUCUGCACCACGUCUCACACCCCCCUCUACACCUGCAGGUGUCCCCCUCUCUACGGCAUACUGGACACUACCCCUACCCCUACUCUUCUGCCUCCUCCUCAUCUCCUGCCUCCAAGUUAGCUUUUCCGUCUGUGGGUAGCGUUCACAUGGGAACUGCGAGCAGUGUUCCCAUGGCAGUGGUGCCAGGCAACACCUACUGUGUGAACAGUAGGUCCGCUGUCCAACCCAGCUCCAGUCCCACCUCCACGGACACCAGCAGCUACGCUGUCACUUCUGGCUCCACCCCUAACUCCUCUGUCUGUGUCUGCAGCUCUUGUGGCUGCAGUGGGAACUGUGGCUCCUACGGGGCCCUCCCUGCCAGCUAUGCAGGGUACUUCCAGCACCCCUUCUCAGGGACAUCAGUGUUCCCCCUGGGGCCCCUGCUUCACCUCAGUCCCCUGCUGGCUGGGAGCAGCACUGCCAGCCCCUUCCCCUACCCCCUGGUGGCACCGCCCCUCUACAACAGCAGUGUGUCUCACAGCCACGACACCCAGGGGCAGCAGGGGCUUAUCCUGCCCCCCAUACAGGGCUUCCUGGGGGCCGGUGCCAACGUGCACAAGCCUCAUGGGGGGGUGGGGAACGGAGGGCAUAGGAAGCCAGGGAGCUUGUCCUGUUACAACUGUGGGGUCACCGGCCAUCGGGCACAGGAAUGCAAGCAGCCACCAAUGGACGCUGCUCAGCAAGGCACGUUCCGGCUGAAGUAUGCUCCCAAAUCAGACAGCCAGGACUCUGGGGACUAAGAACAAGGAACUCCUGUGACCCCUGUGCACAUCAGCACCUUAUGAUCCUCCUGGUGGAGGAGUCCCUUUCAUUUGGGGCGGCAGCGUAGCCUAGUGGUUAGAGCGUUGGACUAGUAACUGGAAGGUUGUGAGUUCAAACCCCUGAGCUGACAAGGUACAAAUCUGUCGUUCUGCCCCUGAACAGGCAGUUAACCCAUUGUUCCCAGGCCGUCAUUGAAAAUAAGAAUGUGUUCUUAACUGACUUGCCUGGUUAAAUAAAGGUAAAAUAAAUAAAAAUGUAGGUAACUCUUUGAACACCCUUUGAUGAUUGGUGAAUGAAUGGUGGCCUGGGGCCACUUAACUCGACUGAUGAAAGUCGAAGCAUGGAGUCAGUUUGGAAGGAGAUAUUAACCCCAGUUCAUCUGUAACAUAUGAUCUUGAUCAUACAAGAGAUGGUCAGGUCUAAACCCUGAGGCCGAGGGUAUACAGUGUUUUCAAAUGGGAAAUGAUUUAGCUGUACAAAAUCCAGUUGAAAAUAUGAUGCAAUACUUCUCACACUACUUGGUACACACCUCGGCCUCACUCAGUCAAUCGGUCAAACUCCACAGACCUACACCUUUCAUAACAACUCAUGCGUAUGCAAAGAUGUCCUCUUAAGUCGCUCUGGAGAUGAGUUGGAUGUAUCUGAGAGGAUGCUGAUGUGUGAAUGCAAAGACUUACAGUAUAAUAUGACUGACAAAUAACGCACAUUGACUGACUACCAAAUCGUUCUCCUCUGGGACGGAGCAGGUCUGUGAGAAACACAGAGGAAGAGAAGCGAGUGCUUUAUUCUUCACAUCAUUCGCUGUGGGUACUUUGCCCUAUACAGUGCAGGUAUUAAUGGUGAAAGAAAUAGUGCGAGCAUUCUUAGUUUAGAUUUUUUGACAUUGAUAUUUGUGUUGUUUAAUCAUUUAGAAGUUGGAGCAGUCUAAUUUUAUAAUCAUUGUCGAAAUGUGUGUAGGUUUUAGUUGUAUGUAUAAGGUUAUGUAUGUUUGAUUUUAUAAUAGUUGGAUUUGAUGAGGUGGUGCUAUGUAAAAGAAUCCUUUUUGAAAAAGAUUUGAUAUUGAAUGUCAGUGAAUGUGUCCUUGAGUUGCCACCAUGGUGUGGCAUGUGAAAGCACUUUUAUGAGAUCGGCUGGUCCCAGUCCAUUGGAUGCGAGUGUGACAUGAGGACCGUAUAGUCCUCAAGGAUGGACAAGUUAUUGUUUUUUUGUGUUGCACUGGAAUGUUCCUAGCCAGGUCUGGAGGACACAAUUCAGUCAUAAGGGACAUUUUGUUGAAAAUGAUGUUUAUGAAAUGCUCGGGGCCAUGACUGAAUUCAAACUGAGUUGGUUUUGGGGUGUGGUUUGAUGUGGGUGUCUUUUGUGUGUGUUCGCCGGUGGGAAGAGUUAGCCAAAUUAUUUUGCCAAUUUGCUUCAGCCAGCUUGUCCGCAACCUCUGCAAAGUUGAUUUGACUUUCGAUAGCCUAUCUUCAGGGCUAGUUAGGGACCGUCAAUAAAUAACACAAUAUAAAUUAGACAAUAUUUUCACAUUGCAGAACUUUUCAUUAAAUGCUUUCAAUAUUUGCAUAUGAAUUUCUACAAUUUAUAGUUGGUUUAAUGUUUUAAGUCAUUGACAUGUGGAGCUAUUGAAUUCUUACAUAUUGUGUAAUUUACAAAUGGUCCAUAACUAGCCCCAUAGGGAUAUCCAAAGUCAACCCAAAUUUACCACAGGCAUUAUGAUUGUGUUGUGUGCAGCUCCACUCUGAAUUGAUGAUUACUUGUAUGCAGUCAGCUGUGGGCACAUGGGCAGGAUUUAAACAAACCCAAUCUUCAUUUACAUUGUGAUGCAGUCACAACCACAACACUUACAGAACUCUGUUUUAGACAAGGCUGACUUUAUGACCAAAAUUAUCCUAUUUACUCUUCGUAGUCAAUUUUGACAGUAUAAUAAAUGUUUGACUCAUUCUGAUGCCACAUAUGCUGUUUUCUAAAUGCUACGUUUUUUUAAGGGGCUGUUGCUCUUUAAGACAUUAAGACUGACAAGAUCAGGUUGAAACAGGAAACAGAUUUACAGUAGUUCUAUUCUGCUGGAUGUGAUCUGGUCUGAGGACCAAAGAUCAAGGAAUUGGAGGGCCCAAUCAAGGAUUGUAUCUGACCAUCUGUAGAGUAUUGCAUGCUGGGGAAUGUUGUAUUUUUAAAAAGUGUCAAAACUUUUCACCACAUAUGUCCUGUCUAGUUCUCAUGGGAGUAAUAGAGCUUACAGUGAGAACAUUAGUGUAACAAUACGCCACAUACAGAACUAGCAUGCACCACAGUCACAGCGUAGACAUUUCUCUGAUGGUGCAUUUUUUUAAAUAUUUUUUUGUUACAUUGUGCCUAAUGAAUACACCCUGGUUCACGCUGCAAACAUUGUGUAAACCAACUGUUUUCAUUAUCAUUGACUAUUGGAAAUCAUGUUUGUGCACUAAGCUGUUUAUCCUGGAUGCCUUAGCCACCCUGCAUGGUACAAAUAUUUUUGUAAAGAAAAUGUAUGGACAUAAUAAAAUGACACCAUAUUUUUGGAUUCUGGAACUGGUUCACCUUACUGGUUCCAAUGAGGUUGUUGUCAAACAUACAUGACACCCCCCUGUCCAAAAGACAAAUCUAAUUAUCUGGUAUUAUUUGAAUGUAACAUAACUAUCUUCUUAGUCAAUAGCUAUGCACGUUGCUUGAUCAAGUAAACAUUUUGUGCAUUAAAAAGUUAAAACAUUUGGUAUUAUUUUGAAGCAGAUUUGAGCUUGAAGGGCAAAUCACUUGUUCAUUUUUAUGUACUGUGUUUAAGAAU
Molecule: messenger RNA, 6643 nt
Organism: Oncorhynchus masou masou (cherry salmon)
Lineage: Eukaryota; Metazoa; Chordata; Actinopteri; Salmoniformes; Salmonidae
Gene: zcchc14
Product: zinc finger, CCHC domain containing 14
Exons: 13
Coding region: 846-3821 (991 amino acids)
Molecular function (GO): nucleic acid binding; zinc ion binding; phosphatidylinositol binding
Source: RefSeq, a predicted model, not a curated record